UAACUUUGGAAUAGGUAUAUACAAGGCCAAUCCUUGACAUCCGCACAUUUCAGAGUGAACGCUACGGUGAGCUUUCAUCGCGCAGUGUUGGUGUAGAUUGCUACUGAUCAUUUGGAAGUUCUCAGUUAAAGACAAUAAUAGUUUCAUAAAGUCCACGUGUCUCACUGUGUUUUGAAAACACGGAUUUUUACAUAAGGCUUCUUACAUGGAUAAAAGAUUGGCUGAAUCUCUCGAAGAAUGGAUGAAGUAUGACAAGAAUGAAAGCACGCGCUCACAAAUUAAGUUACUAAAAGAAAAAGAAGCGUGGGAUGUGUUACGGAAGUUAUUGCUAGAAAGAAUGACAUUUGGGACUGCUGGAUUACGAGCAAGAAUGGGGCCAGGAUAUUCUCAGAUGAAUGAUCUAACAAUUAUACAAACAACACAGGGUUUACUUAAGUAUUCACUAAAAACAUUCUCAGGUCUCAAGUCAGAUGGGAUUAUAGUUGGUUAUGACGCUCGACAUAAUAGUAAAAAAUGGGCGUUUAUUGUCGCUAAUAUAUUUGUUAAUGCUGGCUGCAAAGUGUACUUGUUUAAAGAUACAUUCCCAACUCCUAUGGUUGCAUUUGGCGUUAGGCUCUUCAAAACAGCCUUGGGUGUUAUGAUUACUGCCUCACACAAUCCGAAAGAUGACAAUGGUUACAAAGUUUACUGGUCGAAUGGAUGUCAGAUCAUCAGUCCUCAUGACAGUGGUAUAUCAAGUUGCAUCCUUGAAAGUUUGGAACCUUUGGAAACUUCAUGGAACAUAGAUAAUGUCGAGGCGAAUCCUCUCUGCUUAGAUCCAAUGCCUAAGCUUUUGAAAACCUACUGUCGACUACAGAAGAGCAGACUUUGUUUUACAGAAUCUGAAAAUAUAAAGUGUAAAACGUCUUUUGUGUACACACCUAUGCAUGGUGUAGGUUGGGAAGCAGUUAAAACACUAGUUUCGUGUUUUGGGUUUCCUCCACUUGAACCAGUUCCUGAACAGAUAACGCCCGAUCCAGAUUUUCCAACCGUUGACUAUCCAAAUCCAGAAGAAGGUCGUUCUGCACUCAAUUUAGGUAUUAAACAUGCGGAGUCUAUUAAAAGUACUAUCAUUUUUGCCAAUGAUCCAGAUGCUGAUAGACUAGCAGUUGCUGAAAAACAAAAAUCUGGUCAAUGGAAAAUUUUCAGUGGUAAUGAACUUGGAGCUUUAUUUGGUUGGUGGUUAUCUUUGCAGUGGAAAAUACACAAUCCUCAUGUAAAACCUUCCAGUAUUGCUGUAUUAUCUAGUACCGUGUCUUCUAAAAUAUUAAAAACUAUUGCCGAACACGAAGGGUUUCGUUUUGAAGAAACUUUAACUGGUUUCAAAUGGUUGGGUAAUCGCUCAUGUGAGCUAGAAUCGCAAAAUAUUAAAACAAUUUUCGCUUUCGAAGAAGCUAUAGGUUUUAUGUGCGGUGAUGUUGUCUGGGAUAAAGACGGUGUUGGGGCUUUAGCAGUUAUGGCUGAACUGACUGCUUGUGUUCAUCGUAGUGGAAAAUUAUUAUCUGAGCAAUUAAUAGAGAUUUAUAACAUUUAUGGUCAACAUAUUUCCAAUAAUGGUUAUUACUUUUGUCAUGAACCGGAAAAAAUUGUUAAGAUGUUUAAUCGCAUACGUAAUUGGCCUAAUGAACCUGGUCCUAAAGGUUAUCCCCAAAAACUUGGUCGGUUUCAAAUAACUGGUAUACGUGAUUUAACAGUUGGUUAUGAUGAUCAUUAUCCAGAUUUAAAACCGAUAUUACCUGUUAGUAAGUCAAGUCAAUUGAUUACUUUCGACUUCUCAAAUGGUGUGACACUAACGCUUCGUACAAGUGGAACUGAACCAAAAAUUAAAUAUUAUUCUGAAUUGAGAUCGAAACCUGGAAGCGAAGCAUCUGUAGAAUCUUUAACAAAUGAACUCCAAGAACUUGUGAAUAAAAUGAUUGAUGAACUUUAUGAACCUGAAAAAAAUGGUUUCCUUCCUCGCGUGGAUUAAAUUAACGUUGUUAUUUACUUAUUAGUUUUACUUCUUUAUUAAUUUAAAGGAAAGAAAAUUGUGUUGGUUUUUUUGUUAUGAAUAUUUUGUUGCUCAAUGUCCUUUUAUCUGUUCAUUCUUUGUUAUUGUUCUUUUAUUUUCUAUUUAUCUCUUUGUUCCAUCUAUAUGUUUGUUUAUUUAUUAGUUCACUAAUUUAAUGAUUUUUGAGUAAUACAUUCUGUUGAUUUGUAGCUUUAGUUGUAAACUUUAUUUGUUUAUCUUUACUCGAUUGAUUCAUUUUAAUCAUGAACAGAAAAAUUAAUUAUUUGUUAUUGUAGUUCAAUAUUAAUUAUUUCUGUUAUAUAUGACUGAAUUUACUAGUCUCUGUUGUUAUUUCAGCUGUUAACACAAAUAAUUAGAUAGUGUUACUUAUC
Schistosoma rodhaini is the source of this 2421-nucleotide messenger RNA. NCBI's taxonomy places the organism in Eukaryota, Metazoa, Platyhelminthes, Trematoda, Strigeidida, Schistosomatidae. The record is from the annotation of a GenBank genome assembly.